GUAGCGCAUUGGUUUCCUCCCCCUUAGUGACAAAUCAAUGGUAUAAAGUGUAUAACAUGUGCGCGCGUUGAAAAGCAAAUAAAAAACAACGUGGAAAACGUUUUUUUCAUAUGUCCACUGGCUCGGUACAGAAACAGCAGAAGCAGCACCAAUUGAGUGCGUUGUGCGCGCGUGUGUGUGUGCCACAAAAGGUGGCAAGCAAGGAGCAACUAAGUGUAUAUUUGCUAAAGAUUCGCUUGAAUCUAUUGAUAAUUUAUGCAACAACGAAAUCUGUGAAAUGCACACACAUCCAUGCAUAAAUAUGUGAACCCAAUGGGAAUUUCUCAAUGUUGUCAAUAAAGAGAGAUGUAUGUGGACGCAGCGACAGCAACGUUGGCGGCAGCAGCGAAAUAAUAGAGUGCGAGCAGCGCUGCUAGCGUCAGCGUACAAAAAGUCGAAAGCAAAAGAGGAAAAUGAAAUAAUACAAAAAAAGAGCUCAGCGCUGUAGCGAAGCAAGCACAGAAACGCGAAACACAAGCAAAAGAAAAAUCGAAAUAAUAAAAUACACAUGCACGCGUACAUCUGUAUUUGUAUAUGCAUGUGUAUAAUUGAAGUUGUGGUCGUCGUGCACACAGUGCAAGUGUAUGUGUGAGUGAAACGUAUAAAUAAAAUUCAGCCAAAUGCAGAAGCCAACAACAAAAUGGAUAACAAAACUACACAGUUGGAUUUUAAAUUACUGGUGGAUCAGUCUUUAAAUCUACUGGGCCAUCUUAAUGCGGCAUUGCAGUGCGAUGCUAUCCAAUAUUUAUUGAAAACGCUUAAGUGUAAAUAUCCAGAAGCCUGCGACCAAGUCGUCAGGAAUCUAUUCAGCCACAUAACCAAUGAUAAUGACGCCAGUUCAGCAAAGCUAGCCCACAGCAAGCAGUUGCAACUGCUACUCGCUAAGAAGGAGAAAACGGAGGCCGGGUUGGGGGUGGGGCAAAUUAAAAGGGAGAACGAGGAUGAAGCCGCCGCCUCCACCGAUUUGAAUCAAAAUUUCGAGAAAAUCCUCUGCAAAGAGGAGUUUAUGUGCCUCGAUGAUGAGCCUGAUUUUCUUGACGACGAUGCCGACACUGAUAAUUCGUCUUCCCUGAGCAAGCGCCUUCAUUUUCGGGGCAGUGCAGCUCGCAGAAAUAAUGUCGCAGUUGGUAUAGGGGGCGGUGAUCCCCUUGAUCUGAUACACACGGGAGUAGCUAUGAAUGUGGCCGGCUGCCUUGUCAAACGGAAGUACACAGCAACUUUUGGUGCAGACGAGGAAGAUGAGGACGAUGAUGGCAGCAAUAGCUGUGAUGCGUCUAUGGUACGCCAACUCAAGGCUAUCGCAUCGAAAGCGUUGGUAAAGCGAAAGCGAACCAACAAUAUCCAUAUGCCACUGCUUGAAAGUACCAAUAGCGUACUGAUCGAGGCGAAAACGACGCGGCCUAGACUUGGCGAGGGUUAUGUUUUCCACGAUGACUGCCAGUACACCGUGCGCUAUCAUCACAGCUCGGGAGAGUUCAAUGAGCGUGCGUUUAAGGCACAAUUUCGGGCGCUCCUCAAAUUGGCCAUAAGCCAACAUCACAAGCCUUUCCUCAAACAAUUCUUCGAGAAUUUUGUCAUAACCGGCCAUCUGUUAGGCACCACACCUUCUGCCCGCGUGCUUAAGGAACUACGUGAGCAGCGGUUGGAGGAAUGGCGACGGCACCGUGAGCGUAAAGAAAUUGCGGCGGCAGCUGCACUUCAUGCAGAGAAGCAGCAGCAGCAGCGCCAACUGCCGGCUAUCUCAUUCGGCGACUCGGAACUGGAGUCGGAGACUGAGUCGCAGCUGUCGUCGGCAGCACAAGAGAUUAUGAAAUUCGAAGAGUUCAUUGACGAGGGUGUAGGCGCGGGUCGUCUUAUCGAUGGACUGGAAAUGGAGCCGGAAAUAGAUGAUAUGUUGGCUGCUGGUGGUGCUGGUAGCGUCAGUGGUAGCGGAAACAGCAGCAACAGUAGCAGCGGCGGCGGCGGUGUCAUUGACAAUGGCGUCCCUGGCCCGCUUCUAGAUGGCGAGGACACAGCACUUUCCACUGGAGCUCACCAUCAUCCUCCUCACCAUCAUCAGCAGCAGCUAAACGCAAAUCUUGUGAUCAACGGCCUUACGUCAAGCAAUACCAACAACACAAACAACAACAACAAUGGUGUUGCGCUGUCGCAGCAUCUGACUGCGCAAGCAGUUGAUAAUGUUGCAAGUUUAACUUGCAACAAAAAGGAACACGCACCACCGCCUCACUUGUCCAUGCUAGAAAAUAACAUCAAAAUCGAUCAUGGUAUGUCCUCAACCAUGGCACAAAUAGCACCCAAUGAGAUGCACCUGCAGCAGCAGCAUCAACAACAACAUCAUCAGAAUCACUAUGGCUCAAGCAAUACGCCCCUCUCCAUGAUGGGCGGCAUGAUGGAGCAACAUGUGGCCAUGCAGCAACAGCAAUUGCAGCACCAGCGCCAAUUCCAACAAAAUACGGGCGGCAUGCCAUCCAUGUUGAAUAACCGAGUACAUGUUCAUGGCCAGUCAUCGCAUUUGCCAUCGUUAUCGAGUUUGGGCAAUGAUCCGAACGUUGCGACUCAACAUAACUCGUCCGUUGAAUUGGAUGAUAAUGAUCUGUCAGCUGAUGAGGAUGAUGAUGACCUUGACAAUGAUCUAGAUGAAUUGGAUGCGGCCAAGCAACAGCUCAUUGAUGGCGGUAGUAGUAGCAGCACUUCUCUACAGGCGCCACCAUCGCAACACGCAGGCGCGCACACGCCGAACAGCAAGAAGGAUAAACCGAACUACAAUUGCUUGCUGUGUCCCAAGUCAUAUCGCAAACGAAAAUCACUUCUAGACCACUACAAGAUGCAUCCAGGUUAUUGUCAUGAUUGUGGCCAGCCUAACGGCAAUACUCUAGAGGAAAUUAUUCAACAUAACCGCACUAUGCACGUUAAGGAGUUUCCCUUUGUCUGCGAGACUUGCGGAGAAUCGUACUCCAGGCGACAGCAAUUUCACGCGCACGUCGAGUCUCACAACAAGAAGGAAUUCAAAACCUUUCCUUGCGGCGAGUGCGGCCUGAAGUUUCCACAAAAGAAGCUGCAACAACAUUUUGAGGAGACGGGCCACAAGGCCGACGGUGCCAUUUGUGAGGUGUGCGGUGCCGAAUUUCCCUCGAAGAAUGCUCUCUACCAGCACAUAAUACGGGAGCAUAAACGGGACAAUUUCUUCGAGUGCCACAUUUGCCAUAAUCGAUUCACUCUUAAGGCCAACUUGGAGAGGCAUGUGCAGCUGCACACGGAAGUCAAGCGUACAUAUGUGUGCGAUUUGUGUGGCUCUUCCUACUUUACAUAUCCCGCGCUGAAGGAGCACUACAGCAAUGCCCACGUAGAUGUCUCCGAGUGCAAGUGCACCCUAUGUGGCAAGCGUUUCGGAUCGGCCAAGUCGUUGCAGCGCCAUUUGCCAUCGCACUCGGAGGAGCGUCCGCAUUGUUGCAAUUACUGCGAUCAGACCUUUAAAUGGAAGACACAUCUGGUUCGCCACAAACAGACGACGCACGGUAAUCAACCACCGCCGAAGAAGGGCAAACAACGUUUUCCAAAGGCCGAUGAAGAUAUGGCUCCGCUGCCAGACAUGCCAGGACCACCACCAGUGAAGACCGCUAAGAAGUCAAAUGCUAGCAAAGCCAAGUCACAAGUCGUGUCAGCAUCACAACAGCAAAUGCAAUUGGCAGGCGCUCAGAAGGCUAUGGGUGCUACACCAACACCACCGCUCUCCACUACUCCUGGCUCUUCGCAACCAGACCCGUUCAAUGCAGCCAUGGUCAGUAGCAACAGCUCACAGUCUUCGACGGCUUCAACGUCUCAACAUUCGGUGUCGACGAGUGAAUCUCAGCAGAAUUCCAUGUACAACCAGAGCUUUGGCGCUGAAAAGCUGAUGGCCCAACAGCAGCAGCCCCCACAACCACAGCAGCAGCAGCAGCAGCAAACACCGCAGUGCAAUCCAACGCAACAACAACAAAAUACCCUACACCGACAACAUCCUACUCCACCUCCGAAUGCACAACAGGCGCCUGCACAGCAAUCGCAUCAUCGCCAUACGCCGAACAACACCACUCCGGAGUUGCAUUUGCAGCGCAUUAACAGUUUUCCUGGACAAGAUAAUCAAUUUCACUUCGAUGCAAGUGGAAAUGGAGCGGCCACUUAUCAACAACAUCAGCUCAUAAAUCAAUAUCAGCAACCACCGCCGCCGCAACAGCAGCAUCAUCUCACCCAGCAGCAGCAGCAACAGCAGCAACAACACUUACGCAGUCACACGCCACAGAGUCCGCACCCGCAACAGCUACAGCAGCAGCAACAGCACUUUAAUUCCCCACACCACAUGCCACCACAAAUGCAUCACCAGCAUCAGCUGAUGCAGCAUCAAUUGCAACAGCAUCGUCACAGUCAACAGCCAUCACAACGCUCUCCUCUGCAUCACCAUCAGACGCCGACGCAACAACUGCAACAGCAACAUCAGGCACCAUCCCAUUCGCCUCAGCACGCGCGGCUACAAUCGCCCCAGCCAACUCCAUCCACAUCGACCACACAGCAACAACAGUACUUGCAGCAACAGCAACAACAACACCAACAACAAGCUGCAGAUAGUUGGGGUAAUAUUGGGUUUGUUCCCGCGCCCAACAGCCAGCCGCAACAGCAGCAGCAGCAGCAACAACAACAACACGUGCUCAAGUCGGACGAUAUGAAGGAUAACAGUAAUAAGUUUUAUAUUGUUGAUUCGGCUGAAUUUUUGGGGCUUCCAAUGAAUGUUGGCGCUGCCACGCCGCCCAACCAACAACAACAGCAGCAACAACAGCAGGCAGUGAACAAAUCGCAACAGCAGCAACAACAACAGCAGCAGCAGGAAGCACCUCUGGGUAACGAUCUGCUAAACUUCCAACAUAUGUGGCCGCAAGCGCCAGGUUUUGGUAAUGUUGGACAAGCGCCGCAGCAACCUCAACAGCAACAACAGCAGCAUCAACCGCCACAGGCGCAAGGAAAUCAAAGUGUUGCAACUGAUCCGCACAAUUACAAUAAUAUUGGCAGCAUACUCACGAAUCUCAUCGACACAAAUCCCACGCCCGUUGAGUACAAUUUUGACAUUCUGCAACCACAACAACCCCCGCCGCAGCAGCAGCAACAACAGCAACAGCAGCAGCAACAACAACAACAACAUCACAGUGCUCCCGGCGCCUAUGCGGGUGGACUUAUGCGUCACGGCGGUCCGGCUAAUGUGUAUGGGAGUAGUGCGUACGAGCAGCAUCACGCGGCAGUCGCUGCGGCAGCACAUCACAAUGCGCUCAGUGAGCAAUUGGUCAGCGAGCAGCAAAAGAAUAGUUUCCAGCCCUAUCAUCCACUGCAACAACCGACGCUAGCCGGCGGACAUCCUCUGCAUUCGCUUCCGGGUGCCCCGCACCUUUUGCCACCGCCGCCCCCACAUGGCACCGUCUAUGAUCGUGCUGGAGGCGCUGGAGUGGGUUAUCCUAUGCUCGGCGACGAGUCCAAGGCAGUACUGCCGCCCAUUAAUGACUACAUGCAUCACAUGCAACAGCAACAGUUACCGCCACAUCAGCAACCGGAUCUUAUUUACUAUCCAGUGAAGAAUGAUUGACAGCCAAAGUAGUCGCCGCUGGGUGGUGUGCGCGGGGGGGCGGCAAAUGCACUUCAGGAACACUACUAUGCGCAGCAUCACCCACACACGCAGCAUCAUCAUCAACCUCCUCCCCGUUGGUGGCCAGCGCCGACAAGUUUUGCCGCUAAGAGAGGCGAUGUGUUUUAUUAAAACAAAAAACAACAUAAGCCGACAGCAACAAACAACCAGCAACAAGUUCUCUAAUCUGUAAGUGAACAAAUUGAGAGCCCAUUGAAGAGUACUAUUCGUAAUUUGUAGGUAAAAAUAUGUAACAAAAAGAUUCUAAUUAGUUAAGGUUUAUAACACAUACACACAUGUAUGCUAUGAAAUUUAGAGCAAUAGCUUAAAGAUUGGAGCUACUAAGCUCGAUAAUUUCUAAUCCGACCGGCGCUAUGAUAGGUGUAUAAAUCUAUGCAAAGUCUAUAUUACAAAACACAAAAACAAAAAUGAAAAAAAAACAUGACUACAGACAUAUACAGAUACAUAUAAAUAUAUAUAGUAGCGUGUAAGCCAAACAAAAACAAAACAAAAAAUCCAAUACAUAUAUACAUAAAUUAUAUGCGCUUAGUCCCUAAGUAGAAAGUAAUACAGGUACGUUCAUACCAACAACAAACGCACGACAAAGGUAGAAAAUUUUCAAAAAAUUUCACAUGUGCUUGAGAGCGGCUUUUGUCCUUGUUUUGGUAUCUUUCUUGUACAAUUCUGUUGUAAUUGUUUUAUUGAAUAGGAAUGCUAUAAAAAGAACCAGAAAUGUAUACAAAAAGAAAGAAGGCAUUCAUUCAGAAAAAGUAGAGAAGCAAACAGUUGUGAAAUGACAAUUUGUUUCGAAAAUGCUUUUUCAAGUUAAAGCACGAAAUUAAUGCAUAACAAAUACAUAAUGCAUCCACAAACCAUUUAGGCUUAGGUUAUUCGACUAAAAAAGAGGAAAUGAACAGCAGACCACAAAUAACUUUCGAACAAAUUUUUCAAGUUUUAUGCUUAUUUAACUUUAUAUCAUACAUAUACUAUAUACGAGAACACAAAUACGUACGUUGAUGUAUAAUCACACUGACAUUAUAUACGACCCCAAUAUCGAUAUUCACGUAAAACGCAACACCAUUAACCAAUUGUAGAUUUAUUUGAUGAAGAAAAGUGCACGUAGCUCUUAGCCCCGUAUCACAAUAGACCAACAAGCCAAGCAACGCCAGAACACAGAAGUUGUAACCAUAUCAUGAGGCCCGUUGCCACUGUAUAAGUAUAAUAAUUACAAUUUAUUUUUUUUAUUAGGGCUUGUUAUUUUCUAUUUAGUUCAACAAUAUACUUACAAUUACAAAACGUUUGUAUGUAUGUAGAACCUGUAAUGAUUUGUAGACCCCGAUUUUUGUUAGCCUAGUGCCUAAGUCUACUUUUUAUCCAUUAUAGAUAUACCCAUUUUGUGGCUUUUUACACCCAAAACUUGUAUAGUAAUUAUACACAUUGUAUAGCUUGUCCCUUAAACAAACGUGUAUCCUGCUUUCUUCUUAAUUGUAUUUACAUAUUAUUUUGUCAAUUGUUUAUUAAUGAUUAAUGCACAUUUAAAUUUCCCCUACAAUGUCCUUCUCCUACUCUUAACUCCAAAAGUAACUACGUGAACAGUUUUAUAAAUAUUUCCUUAAUCUUUUCAGGCCCAUUUUGGUUAGAGACGCAUGAAUUUGUUCUUGUUUUUAUAAAAGUAAAAAUUAUAUAUAUAUAUAUAUAUAGUGAAUGUGCGUAUCAAAGAUUUAAUUCUUUUGUUUAUAAUGGCACACAGUUCAGCUAAGAUGAAAUAUAAAUAUAUAACAUAAGUGAAAGUUUAAAACGUUAAUUCUGUAAGGCUACUUUAAUGAACAAAAACAAAAUGCAACCAGCAACUACAAUUAAUUAGAUUUGUAUUCUGCAUACAAAAAUAAGCAGCAACAGAAAUUUAAAACACACAGAAAAUAUAAAUUAAAUUUGUAUAUUUAAUAAAAAUAGCAAAAUAAAAAUGAAUAAAUUUCUUUUAAAAAAUGCA
This is a messenger RNA of Scaptodrosophila lebanonensis, 7673 nucleotides long. RefSeq lists its product as uncharacterized. The transcript is spliced from 7 exons. Lineage: Eukaryota; Metazoa; Arthropoda; Insecta; Diptera; Drosophilidae. The record is from RefSeq and is a predicted model, not a curated record. Bases 680 to 5644 code for a protein of 1654 amino acids.